Molecule: messenger RNA, 519 nt
Organism: Linum tenue
Lineage: Eukaryota; Viridiplantae; Streptophyta; Magnoliopsida; Malpighiales; Linaceae
Source: the annotation of a GenBank genome assembly
AUGUCUUCCGGCUCCUUCUUCCUCAUCAACAUCCCCGGCCUGCAGGAAAUGAACCUAGGUCAACAUUCAGGCACGGACAACCCCACCCACAUAGUAUGGACCGUCGACGACCACGACGGCGGCGCGACAAAGUCGUACACGUGCGCCUUCUGCAAGAGAGGGUUCUCCAACGCUCAGGCGCUAGGCGGGCACAUGAACAUCCACAGAAAAGACAGGGCCAAGCUCAAAGAAGCCGCCGAAGAUCUCUACCGCAACCAAACCCUCCUCUCUCUAGACAUCUCCUCCAGAGACACGUCGUCAUCGUCCACGUCGCCUCCUCCGUCCGAGGAUGCGUUAGGUAUUAUUAAUACUACCCAGCCGCCGCCGCCGCCGCCGCAGCCGGUGAUGGAGACGGAAAGGGAGCAGGUGUUGGACCUUGAGCUGCGGUUGGGACCGGAGCCGCCGCCACCGACGACGUCUGAAACGUUACCAUCGACAUCAUCGCCGCCGGGGACGAGCACCAGAGGGUUAUUCCUAUGA